AUGGACGUCCGCCUCCUGGCCCGUGGCCUCCGCGCCAAACCAACACCAUGGCUGCAACAAACCCAAGCUCUCCCCCAAUUCACCCUCGCCAACGUGCGAUACAACUCCAACUUCCCAAACAGAACGCCACCUAAACCCACAGCCGAAAGCACACCUGAAACCACCACGCCGCCGUCCGACUUCGACGACAUCCUUAAAAAGCUCGACCUUAACCAGCGGCCCCAGGCCAACCCCGGCGCUCGCCGAAUCUUCGCAGAUUCCCUCUCCCGAGCCGUCGGCACCGGAUCCCAGAGCGGUCUUCGAUACCGGUCUCGCACGCUCCCUCCAGUCCGCAAGGUCGAAAUGAAGCUCGGCCCUACCCUCGGCCGACAGGCCCACGUCGAGCCUGAGCGCGGCACCGAUCUUGCUGGUGCUCUGCGCAAGCUGCAGCUUACUAUUGCACAGAAUAAAAUUCGCCAGGAGGCUGCUGCGCAGCGCUUCCACGUCAGGAAGGGUAUGGUUCGCAAGCAGAAGAAGAUGGCUCGCUGGAAGAAGCUUUUCAAGUUCUCGUUCCAAGGGACUGUGCAGAAGAUCCAGCGGAUGCAGGCACAGGGCUGGUAG
Molecule: messenger RNA, 600 nt
Organism: Penicillium soppii
Lineage: Eukaryota; Fungi; Ascomycota; Eurotiomycetes; Eurotiales; Aspergillaceae
Product: mitochondrial 37S ribosomal protein bS21m
Exons: 1
Coding region: 1-600 (199 amino acids)
Biological process (GO): translation; mitochondrial translational initiation
Cellular component (GO): mitochondrial small ribosomal subunit; ribosome
Molecular function (GO): structural constituent of ribosome
Source: RefSeq, a predicted model, not a curated record